GGCGGGGAGCGGGGUUGCGGAGCUUGGACGCGGAAAACGUUUUCAGUUCCGUUGGUCCCACCUUAACGGAGAGAGCCGUGCCAGUGAGGACAUGAUGUCGAAGCGGGGGCAACUCUGGCUCAAACUUGGGCGAACCCUCAACUGCAACUUGGGUAUCUUUGGGAUGGGGUUGGUCAUGGCAUUAACAUCAGUGGCGCUCUUGGACUUGGCGGAGAUCUACGAAUCAGAUGUGAAGACCGUGUCCCACUUCAUCACCAUACGCUGCGUUGCUGAACUCCUGGGUUCAUUAAUCGGUGGGAAGUUGUACGACACUUACAACACGCAGGUUGUCACCAUCCUGACAAUGUUGAUGGCCUUCGGAACGGUGCUUUUGAUUCCCAUAAGUGGAACUCUCGCACUGGCGCUGGCCAUGGUGUUCAUUGGUGGACUCAGCUUUGGCGCCUUUGAUACAGGAGCCAACGUAUGGACCAUGCGGUUAUGGCCUGAAAAUAGCAACCCAGCGCUGCAAGUGUACCACCUGAGCUUCGGAAUAGGCUCCUUGGCUGCUCCACUGCUCGCCGAACCCUUCCUGUCUACGCUUGCCUCCUCAAGCUCCGAGCCCUUGGACGCCACAUUCAAUGAUACUGUUGACUUUCUGAACGACACCGUACACGUAUGGACCCAGAGAAAGAACGCUACCAGUAAAGAAUCCCGGAUCCAGUACGCGUUCGGAAUAGCAAGUGGAUUCUACCUCAUACCCCUAGUUUCUAUGAUUGCACUGUACCUUGUGGACAACGGUGACUUCAAACUCCAGGACACCACACCAACAGAAGUCUCAUCUGGCGAAAAAGAAGCAGCCGACAACGCUCGCUUUACCAGAGUCCUGUUGACGCUGCUGUGUGCCCACAUAAGCGUUUACGUUGCCCUGGAGUGCACAACAGGACAGAUGCUGACAGCGUACGCCGUCAAAUGUGACCUCCAUCUAACCAAGUCGUCGGCAUCCCAUCUGACAGCCGUCUAUUUCUCGUCCUUCGCGGCUAGCCGAAUCAUGGCCGCCAUAGUCACCCUCAAGGUCACCUCCUUCCAGAUGCUCGUGGUAUCGCACAUCAUUCUCGCGGUCGCCGCGACCCUUCUUCUCAUCUGGGGAUCCUCGUUGGAGAUCGUGCUUUGGGUGUCGGUCUCAUUGCUGGGAGUCGGCAAAGGGCCCGUAUACGGGGCUAUUGUGGCGUGGACAGCGUCUUACGUGGAAAUGAGUAACAGAAUGAUGUCGCUCAUAAUAGUGGCGGGGGUGGUGGGGGCCAUGUCACCACCUCUGCUUGUCGGACAGUUCCUUGACUACCAUCCGCCAGCGUACUUGUACGUCUGCUUCGCGACAGCAUGGCUGUCCAUCGUUCUUUUUAUGGUAAUGGCUUCGGUAGUAAGAAAACGGCCAACAGUGACCGCUAAAGAGAGCAAGUGUAGCACCGAAAGUCCUGAAUUAGGUACUGACCGGGUUUGCUUGUAG
Ixodes scapularis (black-legged tick) is the source of this 1483-nucleotide messenger RNA. Its product is annotated as sodium-dependent glucose transporter 1C-like. Gene Ontology annotation, biological process: transmembrane transport. The coding region runs from base 92 to 1483 and encodes 463 amino acids. The record is from RefSeq and is a predicted model, not a curated record. NCBI's taxonomy places the organism in Eukaryota, Metazoa, Arthropoda, Arachnida, Ixodida, Ixodidae. The transcript has 4 exons.